Xenopus laevis (African clawed frog) is the source of this 2377-nucleotide messenger RNA. It is a transcript of the gene pmt.S, whose product is annotated as phosphoethanolamine methyltransferase [provisional] S homeolog. Gene Ontology annotation, molecular function: phosphoethanolamine N-methyltransferase activity; S-adenosylmethionine-dependent methyltransferase activity. The record is from RefSeq and is marked provisional. Lineage: Eukaryota; Metazoa; Chordata; Amphibia; Anura; Pipidae.
GCUUCUCUAAUGAGGCCUCGGGGCAGGAGCGACGACAGAUACAGCCGGAGCUUCAAUCGCAGCAGAGUCGCUAUUCACACGGUUCUACUCACAGUUCCACUCACACAGUGAUACACACGGUUCUACACUGGUACAGCCUGGAGGAGGGGAGGAGCUUAUUAUAGUCUUUUAUUUUAUAUUUAUACUCUUCAUAUUAUACAAACAAUUCACUUCUAUAUAAAUAAAUAUAAAUACAAUUCUCUCUCUGCUGCUGGAGACUUACUCAUAUUUAUACUCAUAUUUAACUACUUCUUGUCUGGAGACUGGAAUAGAAAACAUGGGAGAGGUUACUCGUCAAGUUAUGACACAGUUUUGGGAGGAACAUUCUCAAAAUGCCACAGUGGAAGAGAUGAUGUUGGACUCCAGUGCUGAGCUCUUAUCCCUUGAAGAGAAGCCUGAAAUCAUCCUAUUAUUGCCCUGCUUGGAUGGGCUCUCUGUGUUGGAGUUGGGGGCUGGGAUGGGCCGUUACACGGGGCAUCUCGCUAAGCUCGCCAGCCAUGUGACUGCGGUGGACUUCAUGCCCAAUUUUAUAGAAAAGAAUCGCGAGGAUAACGGUUUCCGUGGUAACAUCACCUUCUUGCAAGCUGAUGUCACUAACCUUGACCUGCCCAAAGAAAGUUUUGACUUCAUUUUUUCCAACUGGCUCUUCAUGUACCUGACAGACGCAGAGUUGGUAGCCCUCACACAAAAGUUGUUGGCAUGGCUCAAACCAGGAGGCUAUCUGUUCUUUAGAGAGUCCUGCUUCUUCCAGUCCGGGGACAAAGAGAGAACAUUUAACCCCACAGUAUACCGCACCCCAGCUCAGUAUAAUCUCCUCCUGACAUCUGCUACAUCCGUUUCAGGAGACUCUGGUUUUGAGAUUGUGAUGUCGAGAUCUGUACAGACGUAUAUAAAGAUAAAGAAAAAUCAGAACCAGGUGUGCUGGUUGCUUCAGAGGGUCCCGCGAGUUCCAGAUGGCCAUAAGGGCUACAACACGUUCCAGCAGUUUCUGGAUAAUCAGCAGUACUCCCGAAGAGGAAUCCUCAGAUAUGAGAAGAUAUUUGGGGAGGGAUUUGUGAGCACGGGAGGACUGGAAACCACUAAGGAAUUCAUCUCCAUGCUGAACCUGCGUCCGGGACAGCGUGUCAUUGAUGUGGGUUGUGGCAUCGGUGGAGGAGACUUCUAUAUGGCCAAGACAUAUGGGGUGGAAGUCCUUGGCAUGGACCUGUCGUCUAACAUGGUGGAGAUCGCCAUGGAAAGAGCCUUCACAGAGAAGACUCCUCUGGUACAGUUUGAAAUUGGGGAUGCCACAAGAAGGUGUUUUUCAGAGGGUUCAUUUGAUGUGGUGUACAGCAGAGACACUAUUCUCCAUAUCAACGAUAAAGAGGCCCUUUUCAGAAGAUUCUAUUCCUGGAUAAAACCUGGUGGGAAACUACUGAUCACAGACUACUGCUGCGGAGAAAGACCCUGGGCUCCAGUUUUCCAGGAAUAUGUAAAGCAGAGAGGUUAUAUUCUCUAUACACCUCAGGAGUAUGGACAGUUCCUUGAGAAGGCUGGUUUUGUGAAUGUUCAAGCUCAGGACCGAACAGAGCAGUUUGUGAACGUUCUAAAUACAGAACUUAGUCGAACUCGGGAUAUCAAGCAGCAAUUCAUUGAGAAUUUCUCAGAAGAAGAUUACAAGUACAUUAUUGAUGGCUGGAAAGAAAAGCAACAUCGUUGUAGUUUAGGAGACCAGCGCUGGGGCCUGUUCUAUGCAGAAAAGCCUCUGGAAAUCCUUUCCUAACUGCACUACCUCCUGUUUAGUUCUUUGUGCUCAAACCACUGAAUUGCUGUCACUAAAUACAGGUGGUUCCUGUGUGUUCUCUUAUUCUGGCCUGUAAUACUCACUGGAUUCUCUUUAUUCAUUCAAUAGGCUGCACAAAUAAUACAGUUCUCACAACUACAUUCAAAAACAUUUUUGGAAACCAGAUUUAAAACCGCAAUUUCCAUGUUCUACAUUACAAUAUAAAUACAUUUUGUUCAUAUGGACACUAGGGUUGUAAUAAUGUAGAAAUCCAGUGCAAUAUCUAUUACAAGAAUAGAAGUGACAUGAUUUCUGUGCAUUUAUUUGGGGGUUUCUGCAUGGAUAUCUAUUUAGGCAAAUGAUAUGGUGAUUCAAAAAUGUCUAUUUUCAUAGAAUACCCUAAAUACUCCAGUAUGUAGAUGGAUGCUUAUCAGCAUAACCCAAUAGGAAAGCUUCAGUUGUCAUUUUUAAUGUAUUUUCUGGCUUUUUGAAUUAUUUUAAAGUCCCUAAACGAAUCAUCCCCACAUAUAUUCAAACUCACGGUAUUAGCAGCCAUUAAUAAAAUAAAUCUGUAUA